UAUCGCUGAACUCAUUUUACUUAAGCUGCAUUAAGAUUCAUGGCCUGAAACUGUAAACAAAGAAGUUUAAAUUGAGGCUUUACAAUUGGAUUAUGUUCUUACGAAUUUCGUAAAAGCGUAAAGAAUACUUAAGCUGGGGAUGAUGAACUUUUGUUCCUAAAUACUCUUUUUGUUUCCAGAUUAUGGAUCGGACUACAGAGGGCCGGAGCUAUCAUUAGGUGAAAAUUGAAGGUGACAAAAUGCUGCACAGAACUUCAUCGUCCAGGCGACGGCGUGCCUCGCGCAGUGCCGCCACGUCACCGCAGGCGAGGUCUCCGAGAGCUUCAGCACAGCACUCGAGAAGAGCCUCACUAGCCGCGACAGAAACGGACGAGGAAAUGGAACCAACCCCGCCGCCACAGAGAAGCCCCCGCGCAAGCCUGGCACCAGACGCCGCGCUGGACUACCACCGCAGUCCGAGACAUUCUCUAGUGCCUGAAGUUAGAUCAGCCAGGAACUCCAUUACACCAGAUACCGCUUUACACCCAAGGAACAGCUUAGCGCCAUCUAGGAACAACUUAGCGGUUGAUAUGAACUAUGGUUCAAGACUAAGUUUAAAUCCUCAAGACUUUAACAGGAGUCCUAGAAACAGUAUUACACCUGAUGCUAACGCCAGGAGUCCGCGACGCAGUCUGGUACCUGAGGGUACAUCGUGGAAUCAGCCAAGAAAUUCAUUGGUGCCAGAUGUUGGUAGAAGUCCGCGACACUCAGUAGCAAGUAUUCAAAUUGACCCAGCGCGUAGUCAAAAGGACUUAGGGCCAAGUCCACGCACAAGUCCAAGGGGAAGCGUAGGACCAGAAGCAACCUUAAAGAAGGAAAUUCAAGAGAUGAACAGAAGUCCGCGAGGUUCUUUAAUCCCCGAUUCACAAAGAAGCCCUCGUGGUAGUAUUGCACCUUCAGAACGAAGUGCAAGAGGUAGCCUGGUGGCAACAGAGGGUGAGGCAAACAGAGUGAGCCCGAGAGGAAGCUUGACUUUAACAUUUCAAGAGCCUUUAGUUUCGAGGGAAAGGCGACCGAGCGAAGACAGUCAAACGGCGGCUACUCGCGGCAGGAGCGUGUCUCCAUACCGCGCUUCGCUGGCUGGCCGGCAGAGCGGGACGGGUAUACCCUCCGAUACCGGCUCGCGUCGAGCCUCAAGCUCAGUAAGUCAGGUAUCCGGUGAUGAACAACGCCGUCUUUGCGGUGAGCAGGCCAAAUACAGCGACAGGACUGGCCUAGGCAUCGGCAUGGGCCUGACGACGUACGGCUCUGUGGCCUACCAGCUGAAGGAUGCAAAUAUGGAGGCCUCAGGGACCGUGGACUUUGUUUGCAGAGCUGCCAAGAUUAUGAAUAGGACCAUUGUCAUGACCGUGUUCCUCGCCUUCCUCUCGACUCUGCCGGUUAUUAUGCUGAUUAUGGGUGUCCACUACAUCCGCGACUGCCCCGCCCAGCCCAGGAUCCCAGUCUACAUGGUGGUGGGGGGUGCUGCCGGGGGAGCUGGUAUAUGCUGGCUGCUGUGGGCACAGCUCGCCAGUAGAAACUCUAACUCCUCAGCCAGCGUGCCUGAAAGAAUCCUCGCGUAUUUACUCACCAUAUUCCUGUUAUCAUGGUUUGCAUUUGGCAACUACUGGACUUUGGGCAUCAUGUGGCCGGACUACGCCCCGACACUGUUUGAGCCCAACCAGUGGUGUCAUCGCACACUAUACGUGUUCGCGCUCACCCAGCUCGGGGUCGUGUGGGGCCUCAUCGCCCUCCUCCUACUACUUCUCCUAGCUCUCGUCGUUUGUCAGGUAUUCGGCUGCGGCUGGCUGGGUCCGCCUAGAUAUAAGUAG
This is a messenger RNA of Trichoplusia ni (cabbage looper), 1850 nucleotides long. RefSeq lists its product as uncharacterized. NCBI's taxonomy places the organism in Eukaryota, Metazoa, Arthropoda, Insecta, Lepidoptera, Noctuidae. The transcript is spliced from 7 exons. The record is from RefSeq and is a predicted model, not a curated record. Bases 240 to 1850 code for a protein of 536 amino acids.